GCCCCACUCAAACGUCGAGAGAGAGAGAGAGAGCGGCCGCUUCGUAGCAAAAAACGAGAGGAGGAAGCAUCCGAAUAUACAACGAUAGCAAAUACCCGACGCACUUCGCACACUGACGAUAUACACCAACUAGUAAUCUGUCGUCUUCACUGCUCACCCACCGCACACCCACACGCACAACGGUCGUCCAUCGACAUGUCCGCCCCCGCCCUCACGGCCCCGCAGCGCUACGUGUCCCACCGGCGCCUCACCAGCCCGCUCGCGUCCACGACGAACGGCAACGCGCCGGUCGGUCCCACGCAACUCGGGGAAGCGGCGAUGAUGCGCUACGCCCACGCGCUGGCCAACUCCGACGGGCACUCCGACCAGGCGAGCCGGGACGAGAACAAGACACGGGGUGAAGGCCGGCCCGGCUCUGGGGAAGGUCAGCGCCGCGCGAGCACGAGCGGUACGUCGUACGCGGCCUAUUCCUCCUCAUCGAACCCUCCACCUCCUCCGCCCACGAACCGUCACGUCGGUGCGGGGGACUCUAACUCCAACAAUGCCGGCAAUAGUCCCAAACACUCGUCUGCCGCCCACGCGCCGGCGACGCCGUCGAGUUCCCCUCCAUCAUCGGCAGAGGACUGGCAGUUUGUGCUGCACGCCCUGCGACACGAAAACCGAAUUUUGCGGCAGCGCAUUGAGGUGCUCAUCUCAUCUGACGUGGUGGCGGACGAUAACCCGGUCGCAGCGGGCGGGGCGGACAUGCCGCCGACACCCGAGGUACCGCGUGAGGUACUGCUGAGGCGCAUCGCUCGGUUAGAGGCCGCCUUACGCUUGGAGGCGUUGGAGAGGGAUGUGGUGGAGCAACGUCUCUUGGCGCAGGAGCGUGUGCUGCGGGCCGUCUGCACCCCUGCACCUCCUCCACCCGCCUCUAUCCCCAGCAACGGGGCACUCGGGGAAACCUGA
Molecule: messenger RNA, 948 nt
Organism: Leptomonas pyrrhocoris
Lineage: Eukaryota; Euglenozoa; Kinetoplastea; Trypanosomatida; Trypanosomatidae
Exons: 1
Coding region: 196-948 (250 amino acids)
Source: RefSeq, a predicted model, not a curated record